AUGCCAAGUCAGAAUUGCUUCACGAAUUCAAACGGGGCAUACGACAACCCAAAGUCAACCCGUAGGAGUAUUUUCAAGGUACGCACAGGUUGCAUCACCUGCAAGACGCGACAUAUCAAAUGCGAUGAGACAAAGCCACACUGCAAUAAUUGUCUGCGGAGCCGCCGACUUUGCGAGGGUUAUAUCAACAACUUGAAGAAACCUUCUGGUCCGGUCCAGAUCUGCUGGGACUCCAAGCGCAAUGUUCAUCGCUCUGCCCCAAGGUCCAAUUUGCAGCCGACUGUGCGUGCUAACGACUUCCAUGAUGGCGUGGUCCGAGGCCCUUGGAUCUCAGCGGUGUCCAACGCAGAAUUAUGGCAAGCGACUCUGCCCCAGCUUUCUCGGACCAACGACACGCUCAGGUGUAUCGCAAUAGGAAUUGGGGCACUGAGUAUUAACCAUCACUGUGAAUUCUCCCAUCCUUGUAAGCGAUUGAUGCUUCCUAGCCCGAACUUCGAGAACGAUACGCAUUAUCAAAAUGCCGUGCGGUAUUACUGCCGUGCGCUUAAGCUCCUGAGUGACAGCAGUUCCGUUCAGGACGUGGUCUCUAGUUCGGUACUGCUCCUAUUUUUCGAAAUCCUCCGGGGUAACAGGAAGACGGCGUUGAACCACCUCAACCAUGGCCUAUCGCUAUUGUUAACCCUGUUGACGGAUGACACGCACAACUAUCUACACGUUGUCGCACCAAACCCGAAACCUUUUCUUUUUUCACUUACCAGCAUCUUUGCAUGUUUGGCACCGCAGGCCCGCUUCCUUCUCCUGGCCUCUGUAGGUCAAGAUCGGCCCCUGCCGAAUUUCAUUAGAGGCCUCGAGAGCAAGGGCUUGACUUUGGAGUCGUUCAUAGUUCUGCUGGGCCGGCUAUCACGACGCACUGCGACCAUUGACUGCCCAUCUACGUUUAGCAAUCUCGACGAGUUUGAAGAGCAUUGGUGGAAUGUUCGGAUUAACAACUCCGCAGUGGGCUCGAUGGCGGUAAGGAUUGUACAGGACUCGGGUAUUUUGGGCUCCAAAGAGGGAGACGCCAUCAACGCGUUUUACUGCGAUCUUCUACUUAACCCAGAGAUUCAAGAGUUUUGCGAACUUUCGAGGAAGGCUAUGGAUACGCUGAGCGCGGCAUCGCUUCCGCUGUUCAACAAAAUAUUCAUGUCCGACACUCAAUCUUCGACAUAUCUAAGGGCUAUCCAUCUACGAUUGCAGUUUCUCCAGGUGUAUGCUUUCGAAAACCCACCACAAUAUUCCAGCGCGGAGACCUUACACUCGCAAACUCCUUUGUUCCGUGAAUACUUGUCUCUAGCCCGCAUUGCGUUGCAGAUUGCCCAACGGAAAGUCUCAAAUUCUCACUGCUACAUUUCCCUAGAAUGUGGAAUUGCGUGGCAUCUGCUACUUGUGGCCUUCUUCUGUCGUGACCCGUUAACUCGCGAUGAAGCCGUACAGAUACUGAAAGACUAUCCCUGCCAAGACGGACUAUGGAAUGUACAGUCUCUCUACAUCUUGGCCCUAAAGAGCCAGGAUGUAGAACGUGCAAAUGCAGUCGAAGGCACAUCAACAGAGCAGUGGCACAGACUAUGGCGUCGUGAGUACGUUUUCGAAGACGGUGGCAAUCGAAUCGUAUUUCGCUAUCAAGAUAGGUCUGACGCCACGGGGCAUUGGCAAACGGUAGAAGAGGUUGCUGAGAUUGCAGGCGGGGCAGAUGACAUAAAUUGGAUACGACGACCUCUGACGGGUUUCGGAGCUUUGACUAUGGGGGAUCUGGUUACCCAUCAGACUGGCACUGGAGGCCACCUAACUUAA
Aspergillus steynii IBT 23096 is the source of this 1830-nucleotide messenger RNA. RefSeq names its product Zn(II)2Cys6 transcription factor domain-containing protein. The transcript is spliced from 2 exons. The record is from RefSeq and is a predicted model, not a curated record. Bases 1 to 1830 code for a protein of 609 amino acids. Gene Ontology annotation, molecular function: DNA-binding transcription factor activity, RNA polymerase II-specific; zinc ion binding. Lineage: Eukaryota; Fungi; Ascomycota; Eurotiomycetes; Eurotiales; Aspergillaceae. Gene Ontology annotation, biological process: regulation of DNA-templated transcription.